AUGUAUGAGUUUGAAGAUCGUCUUCACAUCAACUGCCAAAGUGACCUUCCCAAGAGUGCGCCAGCAUGUACUGCUGGAUGGACCUGCCGCGCCUCUAUCCCAUGGCGAUGGAGUGGCUCUGCUGCGCUUGAUCACCCGAGUGUACAGUACGACCAAGGAUUGAUUGACAAGAUUGUGGAACUGUGCAUGGGUCUUCCCUUGGCAGUUCUUAUGACAGGCUCAGAGCUGGAGAUAGACAAUCAUUUCCUGACUCCAGACCAGAUGGUGGACAUCUUAACCCAGAGUCGACUGGAGGCUUGUGAUGAUGACUCAGAUGGCACGCAGGUCCGCCUUGAGGCCUGGAGUAGAGACUGCAGCUACGCAGAAGAGGAACAGAUCGGGCCAGUGUACAGGAACUUUAUCAGAAGGUUGUCCGAGGUGUUCCGACAAAGACUGGCUGUGUUGGGAUAUAUCCCAGGCUCCUUCACUACUGGACAUGCUCAGCGUAUGCUGGAUGAGACCUCCCUUCAAUCUGUGAAAGACAGGACACUGUCUCCUCUGAUGCGUCGACACAUGGUGCAGUUUGAUGCACCACAACGCAGAUACAACAUCCACGGUAUCCUCAAGGACUGUCUGGAGGUGUACUUCAGCAUAGAGAACCUUACAGAUGUGCGGCGCCGCUACUGCCAGACCUUCAGUGAGGUGAUGAAUCAGCUGUCGCGGAAGCUGGGCACCAAGGACUACACUGAAGCUGUUGCUGACCUGGCCGUAGAACAUCCCAACCUUCAAAAGCUCAUGAUGGAUGUCAGGCAUUCGAACCAAGAGACAUACCCCGUCUAUAUUCAGAUGGUGGAAUCCUCUUCAGAAGUUAUUCAAAACUUUUUUGGAGGUGAGAGCUACAGAUUCUACACGAAGUGUCUCGAGCUGUGUGAGAUGUAUGACAAACCCAGAGAUGAUGCUGUAGUCAGCAGUGCUUAUGGCAGGGUACUCACUAAUGUCAAGGCAGAUUACACUGCAGGGGAGAGCAUGUACAGACGGGCGCUGGUGUUUGCUGUCAAGGACCCUGCCUCCAUCAUGAUGGCGUCACAGCUGCAUCAGAACAUGGGCUGGAACCUUCAUAUGCAAGGGAAGCGAGAAGCUGCUCUGAGACACCUGCAAGAGGCUAAGAACCACCAGAUCCAGCAGGGGAUGUUCUACCAACCUGUGGUUCUCACCACCCUGUCUGUGCUGGCCAUUGUCAACACGGCCAUCGGAAACUUUGAAGAAGGGGAGAAAUACCACAGAGAGUCGUUGAAACGAAGGAUACACCUCCACGGUGAGAACCACCCCCACAUCGGGUCUGUCUACAACAACAUGGGCAUCUUGUACCUCCAGAUGGGGGACAUUGAGAAGUCCAACUACCACUACAGGAAGGGGUUGGAAGUGAAGAGGGCAACCAAAGCCACCGCCAGCUCUAUCAUCAUCUCCCUCAACAAUGUCGCCUGCGUCGAGAUCGAGAGCAAGAACUUCGAGGCUGCUGAACAGCUUAUGCAGGAAGCCUGGGAACUGCUGGAGAAGUCUUCACAGAUCUACAAGUUUGAAGAAGGUCUCACCUUGGAGAACUAUGGCAAACUCUAUCUGGCUAUGGGUAAUUACAAGAAAGCAGUUGUCUACUUAAGUAAAACCGUGGCCAUGAGGAAAGCUGGGGCCAGUGGAUCCGUCACCCAUGUGGAGAGUCUCAUCAGCCUUGGCAAGGCCUAUCAAAGGGGAGGCAACUCAGAAAAGGCCAUGAAGGUCUUCAUGGAGGCUUUGAGCUUUAAAGAGAAUGCUGCCAUGCAGAUGCCACAGAAUAGUUUCAUAUGGGAAGGUCUGGACCAGAUGUGGACCAUCUUAGUGGAGAAGAGUGGGGAUCACUCUCAAGAUCUUGCAAAGGUUUUCUCUGAUGGGAAGAAGGAACUGUAUAGAAUUAUUAACCAUUACACGGAGAAGAGGAUAUUUGAUGAACGAAACAAAUUUGACAGAAUUUUGAAGGAGUGGAAUAAGAAGUGUCAAAAGUAUGUCUCGUGUCAGGAUACAUAGAUCAAGGAAGUCUUGACUCCAUUCCAUAACAGAGUAACUGACGUGUGUUUGUUGCUGUGUACUCUCAAAUACCUGUCGGGUGAUGUCAGUCGCCUGUGAAGAGUACAAGCUUGGUGGUAACUUCAGUAGUAAAACUAGCAAGAUUUAACUAUUCUGAAUUAUGAACUAUUGUUUGCCUGGGGUGUAGAGUGUCAUCUGUGUGUGGUGUCUGGUCUGUAUGUUGUGCCUCAUCUGUGUGUGGUGUCUCAUCUGUGUGUGGUGUCUGGUCUGUGUGU
Haliotis rubra (blacklip abalone) is the source of this 2312-nucleotide messenger RNA. Its product is annotated as kinesin light chain 4-like. NCBI's taxonomy places the organism in Eukaryota, Metazoa, Mollusca, Gastropoda, Lepetellida, Haliotidae. Bases 1 to 2037 code for a protein of 678 amino acids. Gene Ontology annotation, molecular function: protein binding. The record is from RefSeq and is a predicted model, not a curated record. The transcript is spliced from 11 exons.